CGCUAAAAGGGCCGUGAGUGGUGGAAGAAAGUGUGCUAUUACUGUUAACAAGCGAGUUCAACAGACUGAGCAGCGGAGAUCGAGAAUCGUUGUCUUCUUCUUCUUCUUGAGAGCCUCCCAAGUCCAAAUCUUUAACCCUACUCUCUCUCUUUAUCUCUCCAUUUUGUCUGAAUCUCCCGGAUCUCGUCCUCCACGUUUCUCAAGAUCCACGUAUGAGCUCUCUUUUGAUCGGUGAAAACAGAUGGGAGCUGAGAAGAAAUGGCUAUUCACUCUCUUCUCUGUAGUCUUCCUCUCCGCCUUCCUCCUCUUACUACUCUACUCUCUCUCUGCUUUCACCUCUAAGCCUUUCCCUUCCCCUAUCCGUCACGGCCCUCAUCACCCGCCAGCUUUCGCUUACUACAUAACCGGAGGUUGUGGAGACGGUGACCGGAUCUUUCGGUUGCUCCUCGCGGUUUACCACCCUAGGAACCGGUAUCUUCUCCAUCUCGGCGCUGAAGCUACUGAAGCAGAGAGGCUAUCUCUUCUCUCCCGCUUGAAAACUGUUCCUGCAGUGAACGCCUUUGGGAAUGUUGAUGUGUUGGGGAGAGUUGAUCGUCUCUCUGACAAUGGCGCUUCUAAAACGGCUUCCACUCUCCACGCCGUGUCUAUCUUGUUGAAGCUUGGUCGCUCUUGGAACUGGUUCAUUGAGCUUAGCGCCUUGGAUUAUCCCCUCAUUACUCAAGACGACCUGUCUCAUGUGUUUGCCUCGGUGAACAGAAGCAUCAACUUCAUUGAUCAUACUAGUGAUCUUUCUUGGAAAGAAUCUCAGAGAAUCAAGCCUAUUGUUGUGGAUCCAGCACUAUACUUAGCCAGAAGAACACAGCUCUUCACUGCUACCGAGAAGCGACCAACACCAGAUGCUUUCAAAGUCUUCACAGGCUCGCCGUGGAUCGUACUAAGCAGAUCUUUCUUGGAGUAUUGCAUCUUCGGUUGGGACAAUCUACCAAGAACCCUCCUCAUGUACUUCAACAACGUGAUCCUCUCUGAAGAAUGCUACUUCCACACUGUUAUCUGCAACGCUCCCGAGUUUAGUAACACGAUAGUCAACGGUGACUUGCGUUACAUGAUAUGGGACAGUCCGCCGAAGAUGGAGCCACACUUCCUCAGCGUAUCGGAUUACGAUCAGAUGGCUCAGAGCGGAGCAGCUUUCGCUAGGCAGUUCAAGAAAGACGAUCCGGUUUUGGACAUGGUUGACAGACAGAUCUUGAAACGGGGACGUUACAGGGUGACUCCUGGAGCUUGGUGCGCGAGGAGCCAUAGUAGCUGGUGGACUGAUCCUUGUUCGGAGUGGGGUGAUGUGAACGUUGUUAAAGGUGGACCUCAGGGUAAGAAGCUUGAUGAGACGGUAACGAAUUUUCUUGAUGAUUUGAGUUCAGAAACUAAUCAGUGCAAGUGAAGAAGGAGAAUGGUGGGGAGUGUUGGAAUCAGUUAUACACACGGACACGAUACGAGUUUACAAUGUUUUAAUGUCUGUAAUGGUUUUAAUUCUUUGACGGCUGAUUGUAUUUAUAAAGCGGCUGGUAGAUUUCAUUAGUUGUCGUCUACCUUCUUGUAUCUGUAUUCGUAACUUCCUUCAUAAACAUAAUGGUCUUCUUAGUU
This is a messenger RNA of Brassica rapa (field mustard), 1638 nucleotides long. Its product is annotated as beta-glucuronosyltransferase GlcAT14A. The record is from RefSeq and is a predicted model, not a curated record. Lineage: Eukaryota; Viridiplantae; Streptophyta; Magnoliopsida; Brassicales; Brassicaceae. Gene Ontology annotation, cellular component: membrane. Gene Ontology annotation, molecular function: glucuronosyltransferase activity.